Molecule: messenger RNA, 1534 nt
Organism: Parastagonospora nodorum SN15
Lineage: Eukaryota; Fungi; Ascomycota; Dothideomycetes; Pleosporales; Phaeosphaeriaceae
Exons: 5
Coding region: 1-1470 (489 amino acids)
Molecular function (GO): iron ion binding; heme binding; monooxygenase activity
Source: RefSeq, a predicted model, not a curated record
AUGGACUCCGCAUACAUCCUCCCCAUCUCGAUCGCCCUCUUCUUCACAUACGUCAUCUCCAUCUUCAUCACCGACCCACUCUCUCGCAUUCCAGGCCCAUUUUUUGCCCGAUUCUCGCGACUAUGGCUUGUUCAGCACUCCAUCGCCGGAGACAUGCACACGACGAUGAUCGACCUGCACAAGAAACAUGGCAAAUUAGUUCGCACUGCGCACAACGAAGUCAGCAUCUCUGACCCUACAGCCAUCAAGACUAUCUACGGUGCUGGUACUAAGUUUCGGAAGAGCGAGUGGUACAGCGUUUGGCAAGGUCAUCGCAAGUUUGACCUGUUCGGCGGCAGGGAUGAGAAGGUGCACGGUCAGCAUCGGCGCCUGAUCAGCAGUAUCUACAGCCUGGAGCAGUUGAAGAAGCUGGAGCCUGGCGUAGAUAGUGCUAUAACACUAAUGAUCAAGAGAUUGGGCGAAGUUUCGAAAGACGAAGGCGCGGUAGACAUGUCGAAGUGGGCGCAAAUGUUUGCUUUCGAUGUCAUUGGCGAAGUCACAUUUUCGAAAUCUUUCGGAUUUUUAGCUGCAGGCAAAGACGACGGGAGCUUUGCAGCUAUAGACGAAGCACUGGUAAGUGCGGCGUGGAUCGGUCAGGUAUCUUGGUUAUACUGGCUACAUGAUCGGUUCAUGCCAAUCAUCGGCAAUUGGAUUGGUGCGAACAAUCGGAAUGGCAGUUUGAGACAGUUCGCAUCGAAAGAGUGUGAGGCAAGAAAAGGCAGGAAAAGCGAAAGGAAGGAUAUUCUGAGUUCAUUGUUUGCAGUCCAGGAUGCGAAGCCUAAUGAGUUCGACGAUAAUAGUGUGCUGAGUAUGGCGUCGAGUAACAUCUUUGCUGGAAGCGAUACAACGGGAAUCUCGAUUGGGGCGGUGAUGUAUAACUUGUGCAAGCAUCCGCGAUGCAAGCAGAAGCUAAUGGAUGAAAUCGAAGAGACGGUCAAACGGGAUGAGCUAGAUGCGAGCAAGAACAUGCCGUUCGAAGCAGGCUUUGGGAUGCCGUAUCUACAAGCGUGUAUUUACGAAGCACUGCGUAUGCACCCGGCGGUCGGCAUGGCUUUACCCAGAGUGGUGCCGCCAGAUGGCUUCGAGGUUGAGGGAGUGUAUCUACCCGGUGGAACAAUCAUUGGUGCCAAUCCUUGGGUCAUACAUCGUCAGAAAGAGAUUUUUGGUGAUGACUGCGACAUCUUCCGACCUGAGAGAUGGCUGGAGGGUGACAGAGGGCAACUCGAUCGCUUCUUCUUUGCAUUCGGAGCUGGCGCACGCAUGUGCCUUGGUCGAAACCUGAGCUGGAUCGAGAUGACCAAACUCAUCCCUUCGCUGCUCCUCAAGUUUGACGUAGAGCUCAUAGAUGCAAAUCAGGAGCCGAAGCAGCAUUGCUGGUGGUUCGUGAAACAAGAAGCGCUGCACAUGAACUUUAGCCCAAAGCAGCAGUGAUGAGAUUCGUUUUGAAGUAAUCUUCCUGCAAAGAUAUUCACAUCGGCAAAUAUCAAAUUUGUAG